AUGGCGAACAACCUCUACUAUCUCGUCUUAGACGUCAUAAUUGUGUUGCUUCAACUCACCGUGAUUAUCUGCAACGGAUUCAUCGUUUUCUUGUUUGCCAGGCAGAAAAAUCUUUUGCAAAACCCCUCUCGACUGCUGGUAGCACUUCUUACCAUAACUGACUUCCUCCAUGCUAUUACAACUCUUCCAUACACUAUGUAUCUUAUAAUUUCAUGGGAUCCAGUAUAUUUCAGUUUAAGCUGGCACUAUCUAAUGAUCUCCAGUAUUCCUGUUGUUAUUCAACUGAAGAUUAACCUCUCAUUGAGUAUUUCCAUUGCUGUUGAGAGGACUUUGGCUAUGUACUCCCCAGUCAUGUUCCGUAACGUGUCUUCCCGCUCGUAUGCAAUGUUCAGCUUAUUGUUUGGAUUUUUAUUAGCGAUAUUCGAUCUUGUUCUGGAAUUCUCCCUCACGCCAUUUAGUGACUCUCCAAACUGUGCCUCAGCCGGAUGUUUUAUGAGUGACAAUUUCCGCUACUAUUGGGGAGUCAGCAACAUGGUGAUGGGUAUCAUUGUGAUUGUUUUAAUGACCUUAAUUCUCAUUAAACUGCGGGCACUUCAGCACCAACCAAAACCACUUGGAGCUGUGAAAUUGAGAAGCGACAGAUUUAAACAGCGUUGGAAUCCUUCUUAUNUUGGAAUCCUCCUUAUAUCCCUAAUGUGUGUCACUCUUCCAAGCGCAUUCGCUGUUCUAGCCAAAGUGAAGGGCUUCCGUGUUUUCAAUGUCGUCGGUCCAUUCUAUCUUGUUGGGUUGCUCUGUGCCGGUGCGUGCAAUACUGUCAUAUACAUUGCGCUUGAUAAGGAAGUGCAAGAAGUGGCAAAGAAAUUCAUCACUUGCAAAGCGCCUUCUCUUUUCGUGAAUGUGACCACUGUCAAAUCUUUAUUGAAGGUCUGA
Messenger RNA from Angiostrongylus costaricensis, 930 nucleotides. NCBI's taxonomy places the organism in Eukaryota, Metazoa, Nematoda, Chromadorea, Rhabditida, Metastrongylidae. The record is from the annotation of a GenBank genome assembly.